CCCACUCUCAGGCAGCAAAUAGCACAGAAGACAAGCCAGGCCUGCCAGCAUAAAGACAAAAAAUAAAAAAUACAACAGCCUGCAAAGAGUAGUUUGAUAUCAAAUGUGACAUCACCUCUAUUCAGAAACCUCUAAAUCCUGGCCCUGGAUAACCUCAGGACUCCUGUCUGUGAGUUGGUCGGGCCAGCUGCUCAGGGAUGGAACUGGUUUAAGACACUGGUCAACAUGGAAAAGAAAGGCCUCUACAAACGGAGCAAAGCCAAUAAGCUUUCUCUCUAUGCUGACAUCCGGAACAAGGGACCAUGGAUGCUGAGGUGCCGGACUCAACUCAGGCAGAGCAUGGGUCACUUCUGCUCAGGCAGCUGGAGAGGAUGAGAGUGGCCGAGGAGCUCACUGAUGUGGUGCUCCUGGCAGAGGGGAUUCCCUUUCCUUGCCACAAAGUUGUGCUGUCUGCAUUCAGUCCUUACUUCCAGGCCAUGUUUACUUGCGGUCUGAAGGAGACCCGUGGAGGAGAGGUACCACUCAGAGAUACUCCUGCUCAGAGCCUGGAGCUGCUACUGGACUACAUGUACCGUGCUGAACUACCCCUUUCUAAUGACAACAUCCAGGGAGUGGCUGCUGCUGCCUUCCUGCUCCAUGUAGAUGGAGCCUUCAGGCUGUGUCAGAGCCACAUGGAGGCCCGUAUGGACCCCUCCAACUGUGUUGGUCUGUACCACUGGGCCAGAGACCUGGGGGCCACUAGUCUGGCUGACUGUGCCUUGAGAUACCUCUGCCAACACUUUGCACAGGUUUGUGAGGAAGAAGAAGUGCUGGACCUGGAUGCCCAAAGUCUUGGGGAUCUGCUGGGCUCAGAUGACCUCAACAUAUCGCAGGAGGAGGUUGUGCUGGAGCUGGUGCUGCGUUGGGUGGAGAGGCGAAAUGGGGACUCGCAGUCAGAAGCCCAGGCUGUGGAGUUACUCAGGCGUGUCAGACUGGAGCUUGUGGACCCUGGAUUCCUCCGCAAAGCCAGGAGGAGAAACCCGGUAUUGCUGCGGGAUGCUGAGUGCUUCGGGAUGAUAGACGCUGCUCUACAGACCUCAGGCCUCUGUGAGACAUCAGCUCCACCUCGCCCAGCUCUUCGCUACGGGAUGGAGACCACCGACCUGCUGCUCUGUCUGGGUGGGGUUAAUAAGGAGGGAGUGCCCGCCCGCCGUGGUGGACUUGCUGAUCUCAGUUUUUGCUUUGCCCCCCAUGUUAGAAAGACUUACUACAUCCCCUCUCCACUGAGGGGCUGUGGAGGUAUGGGACAAAUCACAGCGGGGGCAGUGACACGAGACAACACCAUAGUGGUGGCCGUAGAGGCAGUCGACCAGCACAGGAUGAAGAGGGUGGAUAUUUACAGGUAUGAUGAUUCAGAGGAGAACAGCUGGGUGGAGGUGUGCUCAGCAGCCUUCAGGGACAUGUAUGCUUUAGGGCUGGUAGGCGAUGCCCUUUAUAUGAUAGGGGGUCAGAUGAAAGUGCGCAAUCACUACGUCAUCACAGACAGUGUGGAGAGGUGGUCGCUGAAGAGAGGAGGCAGCUGGCUCAGCUUCGCCCCUCUGCCUCUCCCUUUGGCCUGCCACUGCGCCGUGAGCCUGAAGGAGCAUCUGUAUGUGAUGGGAGGCUGGACACCACAGGAUCAGCCUGAUGAUGAGCCUGACAAGCUGAGUAACCGUGUGUUUCAGUUUGACCCUGGCAAGGACAGGUGGACAGAGUGUUCCAGGAUGAAGUACUCCAGGUACCGCUGCGGCACGGCUGUUCUCAAUGGAGAAAUUUACAUAUUAGGUGGUAUAGGAUGUGACGGAGAGGACCGUGGACAGUCGCGUCGCUGUCUGAGCUCUGUGGAGAUCUAUAACCCAGACACAGACACCUGGAGGGCGGGACCUACCCUGCCCACGUCCCUACUCUCCCUCCGAACCAACUCCUCAAAUAUAGGAGUAGUGGAGGGGAAGCUCUACCUCUGUGGAUACUACAAAGGGGCCGGACGUCAUGAGAUCAUCACCAAGGAGAUUUUGGAGCUGGACCCAGCGGACAAUGUGUGGACAGUGGUGGAAAGACGAGCAGCCAUGCACGACAGCUAUGACGUCUGUCUGGUGGCUAACCUCAAUCCUCGAAACCUGUUUGCACCCUAAUGCAUCUCCUCCUGACUCUGAGCAACAAUGCUAGGGGCCAGGAUGUGUGGAGACAAAAAAGCCUCUGUCUUAUAAACCUCACACAGCUUUAUCCAAACUUGGCUCAACUCUGGGAUUUCAUGCAUCUCAACAGCGAGAUUGAUAAACAUGUGAAAUCUGGGUGUCUAGUCGGUCCCUGUUGCUUUGAUGAGCAAAGGAUAUUAGUCUAUACCUUCCCAAAAAAGGCAAUACUCUGUGUGUCCUUUUAAACUCGCAUGUAAAAUGUCUGCAAGGAGCUUUUUCCUCUUUAAUCUAUAAUCUCUGUAAUCUAAACUGUAACCUUCAGCAGAUUCUCAUAACUAAACAACAAAGUUGGUUAGUUUCUUUGAAAAUGACCCAAAUAACCUUUAGAAAAAUGAUUUGUGUGUGUUUUCUCAUCUUUCACCGCUAUGGUUAAAGUUUGGUUGAGUCUGAUUGAGCAAUUCAAACUACUGGACUCAGGUUAGGGAAAGAUUUUGGUCAUGGUUUAAAUAAAUCUGUCUUCUGCUCAUAGGAAACAAGUUGCAAACUGCAGUAUCUGAUGUUGCAGCCAGGAGACAGUUAGUUUAGCCUAAUGUAAAAUCAGGUCACUAACCAGGUCCAUAGGUAAAAAAAAAAUCCAUGUCAGCACCUUUAAAGAAGAAGAACCUUUCAAAUUAGCUUUCUAUGCCCUUUAAACUGUUUUAAGGACUCUUGUUGUGGA
This is a messenger RNA of Toxotes jaculatrix (banded archerfish), 2871 nucleotides long. Its product is annotated as kelch repeat and BTB domain-containing protein 12-like. The record is from RefSeq and is a predicted model, not a curated record. Lineage: Eukaryota; Metazoa; Chordata; Actinopteri; Toxotidae. The coding region runs from base 303 to 2150 and encodes 615 amino acids. The transcript has 11 exons. Gene Ontology annotation, molecular function: protein binding.